CAUCUCGUCGCUGGCAAAUGACGCGAUCGCGAGUGACGACAUGCUGGGCGGCGCCGGCUGCCGGGUAGCUGGCGCGGGACGGGACGCGGCGACGCCGACAGCCGGCCCGGCCAGCCACCAGAGACGCCGGCUCAGGGAUCCGCCCUGGCUGGAGGGCGUGGAGAUGACCUGCGAGCUCAUCAACCGGUACCAGAUGGAGCCGCGCAACCUGGAGGAAGUGCUGGAGCGUGACCGGCAGGCACUGCAGCAUAUGCCGCAACCGGCGACGCUGUCAGAGCAGCUCAGCCAGCUGUACCAGGACCUAGAGACAGCGGGCGCUCCGCCCGUCAUCAACCUAGGCGAGCGGGAGGGCACGAGCGGCUCCUCUGACGAUUCGGCCACGGUUCUUAGCAAGAGGCUGAAGCUGUCGCGCCGUCUGUGCGAGUACGACCGGCUGGCGAUCAUCUUCGACGAGGACUCUCCGAUCCCGCCGCCCGACCUGCCGGCCUGCCACCCGGUGCUGCAGUCCACCUGAGCUGCCGGCCGACUCCGGCGCCGGCAGGCCGCGGCGGCUGCCCGACAACUGUCGGCACCAGCUGCUGCAAACCACAUGACCUGCCUGCUGGUUGCCUGCGCCAGCUGCUGCAGACCACAUGACCUGCCCGCUGGUUGCCUGCACCAGCUGCUGCAGACCACAUGACCUGCCCGCCGGCUGCCUGCACCGGCUGC
Molecule: messenger RNA, 708 nt
Organism: Pollicipes pollicipes
Lineage: Eukaryota; Metazoa; Arthropoda; Thecostraca; Pollicipedomorpha; Pollicipedidae
Biological process (GO): negative regulation of transcription by RNA polymerase II; entrainment of circadian clock by photoperiod; circadian regulation of gene expression
Cellular component (GO): nucleus; cytoplasm
Molecular function (GO): transcription corepressor binding; transcription cis-regulatory region binding
Source: RefSeq, a predicted model, not a curated record